CUCUUGACUUCCGCUUAUAAAAAGUAAUCUGCAAAGAAGGAAUUCUUCCCAUUAAUCACAUCUUUCCACGAUUUCAACUUGAUUUAGUGCCAGCACUGCAGCCGUAGAUGGACAGUACAGAAGCAGAACAAGAUAAAUCCUGUUUACCGAAUUCAGGCGCUGAAAGUGAGGAGUUUCAUCAAGACCAUGUGAUAACUUUCCACAAUGACCUCAAGCAUGCUGUAAUCAUUGGAGACUGCGUCCCUUCUGACAAUGCAGAUGGGACAACUGUACAAAACCUUGUCAUAAAACAGGAAUCUUUCCAGUACGAAUUCUGUGUGGAUGAUACUGAUGUACCAGACAUUGUUGCCGCGGAGACGGUAGUCACGACGACACCUCCGCGACCUCGCCAGGCCUUCUCAUUGGAUGAUGUCAUCAAGGGCAGUCCUCUCUGCGUCAAGAUCUUCUCUCCCGAUCACAAGACAGAUAGAGUUUUUCUUGACCAUUUACAAACUUUGGAUGAUGCAAAUGUUUGGUCGCAGUUCUCUGGUGGAAAACUUACCAGCGUUGAAGAAACUAGCGAAAGUGAGCUGAACACGUCCCAAGAGUCAUUCAUUGCGUUGGCGCCGGACAGCAUCCUGGCGUCUGGUACAGAGCCACCCGACUCUGCCAACCAGUUCCUUGGUCACAAACAGAUGCAGCAGGCAUUUGAGGUGAAGCAGGAGGCGCGACGUGUCAAGCAGGAGAGAGAUCGGAUGCAGAAACGGCGCCAGAGGCUCAAUCCAGAUUUCAGAAAUAAAGAAAAGGAGAAAGCCAAGGAACGCAUGAGGAACAAACGCAUGAAUCCUCAGUACCGAGACGUCGAGCGCAAGAAGGAUCGAGUCCGCCGAAGAGUUUCGCGCCACCGAACAGCCAUACAAAAAAUGCAAGAAAAUGGUGCUAUGGAAAACCAAUACCAAAGACUUUUACAGAACAUUGAUGGCAUGAAUGUUGUUGUUGAAGGUGCAAAUAAUCAUACUCGCUUUGCGGAACCCGAAGGAUUUUAUACCCUGUAGGAAGAUUUCAGAAUCUGCCUGGUUACAGGAUGUGAUUUUGGAAGGCAACAUAAGAAAGGGGCUCUCUGAAUCUUCUGCGGGCCAUGAGGUUACUCUUGAAAGUGUUAACAUCAAUGUUAUGGAACCUUUCGUUAUGGGUGCAGGAAAGUUCUCCUGUAAUGACUGUUUGCGAAAUGAUUCCUUAUUUCAGCAGUUGUUCUUAUUUAUCAACAAAGUUGAAACAAUGUCUUUAAAUAUGCAGAGAAAU
Molecule: messenger RNA, 1281 nt
Organism: Lineus longissimus
Lineage: Eukaryota; Metazoa; Nemertea; Pilidiophora; Heteronemertea; Lineidae
Exons: 4
Coding region: 108-1034 (308 amino acids)
Source: RefSeq, a predicted model, not a curated record